Anopheles nili is the source of this 1155-nucleotide messenger RNA. Its product is annotated as carbohydrate sulfotransferase 11-like. The transcript is spliced from 2 exons. The record is from RefSeq and is a predicted model, not a curated record. Lineage: Eukaryota; Metazoa; Arthropoda; Insecta; Diptera; Culicidae. The coding region runs from base 54 to 1106 and encodes 350 amino acids. Gene Ontology annotation, biological process: carbohydrate biosynthetic process. Gene Ontology annotation, cellular component: membrane. Gene Ontology annotation, molecular function: sulfotransferase activity.
AAGCAUCUGUCUCUACGUGCUGUUGGGUUUGGGGAAUCGCAUCGAUCAGCUCGAUGGGCAGUACUAGACGUCGUGAUAGUGAUAUUCCAGCUCCAAGUAACCCCGAUUCGACUUGUACGACCGUUCGAUGGACGGUGGCGUGCAUUUUAGUGACGUGUGCAGUGUUGGUGUUGAUACUACCCUGGCCGCUUCCUUACGAACAGUCGAUCGAGGAUAUCAUGCAGGAACGAGCUAGCCACCUUCACGAACAGUGCGAAACCAUCCCCACGUUGGGGAACUUCUCGCUUCCUGCUCCAAGGACGGACAAUCCUAACCAUCCUUAUUACAACUACUUCCUUGAGCCACGCCAUCGGCUGCUGUGGUGCGCGAUCAGCAAAGUAGCCUCCACCAGCUGGAUGUACCAGCUGAACCGAUGGGCGGAUGUGCCUCAGGAAAAGAUCGCCUUCUACGCGAGAGACCUGAAAGCGCUCACACGCCUUUACUACCCAACACCGACCCGUGCCGACGUGGAACAGAUUAAGCGGGACGUAGAAACACCUGUGGUUCGAUUUCUUCUGGUGCGUGAUCCAUUCGAUCGAUUCGUCAGCGCGUACGAAGAUCUGAUCGUUCGACCCCAGAGUGACAAUUAUCGCAACCUGCGCCGGUUCAUCUUCCGCGAGGUGUACGGUGUUGAUGUGCCCGUCGCUGUCGUACAGAACGCCACCAGCCCAGCACCGAGCUUCAGCGAUUUCACCGAGUUCGUACUGCGCCGGAAAAACGUGCGAGAUCCCCACUGGGAGAGCUACUACAAUCUGUGCGAUCCGUGCUUUCUCCAACCGACCGUUAUCGUGAAGCUGGAAACGUACGAUCGCGAUGUCGCCCAUUUGCUGCAGCUGCUCAAUCACACCACCACUGGGACUGGGCGUUACGAUAACGCUCGCUUGAAUGUGAAUCACCACCGGACGGCGAAUAAUGACGCAUCGAUGGGUCGGAGUAAAUCCACGCUCGAUCGGUUGGCGGAAUUGACGGGGGAUCAGUUCGAGCGGUUGUACCACCGUUACGAGCUGGAUUUUCGGUUGUUCCAGUACGACGCGAGUCAGUAUUUUGCUCUCUUUCGGGAGGACUGAGCAAAAAUGUGAGCGAUUGAAGGCUAAUCCAGCUUAAAUAAGCUUUAAU